CCCUAAGCUACCGGGUCCAUAAAGAGCAGUUGCGGGAUCCUUUUAUUAGUAGCUUAAAUUAUGACGUAAGAGAUUUCUCAACGAAUACUCAUAACUGAUUUGUUCAAGCGUCCUUUCCCCUCUGCUCUUCUUGCCUAUUCCAAUUUUCUUUUAGUUUUUUUUGUGUUAGGGUAACUUCAGUGGUCCUGCAUAAACGACUCAUGAAAAAGUUAUCAUUUUCCAUAACAAAAUCAAAAAUUGCCAAUAAAGAAGUAGGAGUGGGGGUAAUAAUAAUCUACAAAUCUUUCAUUAACAAAUAAAUAAAUGCAUUCAUAAAUAUUUGAUUUUUGGGCAGCAAAAAUGUCAGAAUUUCCUCAAAUAGAUCAACAAUUGCAAUAAAUUUAUUUAUUGAACUUUUGUUAUUCUUUCCACCCCUAUUUUCAAAUUUAUUAUGGCUGCUGUGGUGUCCUUCUGGGAAUUCCUCCAAAAUUUACUUUGGAGGAUUUUUUCCAGAAAUAGGGUAAAAGCCCCCUUCUCCGGCCUAGUACCUAUAUUCAUCUCAUUUUGUCUCAAAGACUAAAGAUGUGCGCCGUCGAGAUUUAUUACUUCACGCCGCCGGAUGUUUUGAUUUUCUAGCACGCCGCCAGCUUAAAACUCAUCACGCCACCGAACUUAGAAUUUCCCCAAUAAUCUUCAGAAAAUAAUCGAUUUAAGUUUAAACGCUCCCAAAAUGAAUGCAUGUCAUUCAUUGCCGAAUAAACAAAAUAUUUCGUUCAAUGAUCCUGUUGAGAUUUUAGUUACUUUUUAGUCACUUAUAUAUCAUCAUAUAAAAACCCUAGCAAAUAUCAUAUUCUUCACACAAGGUGUAUAAAGCAUGCAAUGACAGCAUGCAUGCUUUUCCCUGCGUGACGUCAUAACGACGUUCGUUUAUAACACUAGUUUACAAAAUAAAACGAAAGUCGUGAACUUCUGUCAACGACCAAAAUUUUUGAAGCAUAAUUUAGCGCUGAUUUCGAAACCGUGCUUCAAAAAAUUUAAAGUAGAACAGUUUUUGAGUUUUAGCUCAAUAUCGAGUUUUACAACUUUUUAAAAUAUGGAAUUUAAUAAAACUCAAAUAUCUUGCGUUUUGUUCAACCAAUUUUAAAUCUUUUUCCAUAAAUUAAAAGCUGACUAUAAUACUAUUCGAUCAUCUGAAUGCAGGUUUUGUGUCAGAUUGAUGAAAUUCAAGAUAUUUACGAGUUUAGGGGACGAUCUCCUUAAAUUUUAGCAAAAUUUCCAAAAAUAUAUGAAGAUUUGUAUUUUUUUCAACGAGUAAAAAACGAUUUAAAAAUUCUUUCUCGACGUUUUUUUGACAUAUCAUAUGUAAGCGAGUUACAGUAAAAAAUUCAGCUCCAUCGGAGCAUUGAUCACGGAGAAUGAGAUGUUUUAAGUGAGCGACAUUGCUUAAAAAUAGAACAAAAAUUGGUUUCCAAAAAUCAACCUUGUAUGGAAAGUCGAAAAAAUUUCCGCUCUACUGUAAUUUUUUUCCUUCGCGUUUUCGAACUCAGGGCAUGAUUCUACACCAAAAACAAUCAUCAGCUUACCAAGUUCAAAAAUGCUGUAAACUAGUGUAAUUGAGGGGGUUAGAAGCAAAGGGGUGUAAGUGACAAAAACCCACUUUCGAGUAAAUGAGGUUUAAAAUUUUUCAUCAUUUUUUCAUUACAUACAUACAAAAUGUGAGGAAUUUCAAAAUAAACCCAAUUUUCUCCGAUUUAUUAUAAGUUUUUUUUAAUCAUCGUAAAAAUAAUCUUAAAAAAGUUCUUGAAAGCUUGAAAUCUGAAGAAUUCAGGUCCUAAUAAUUCAAUUCAUGCCAUAACUUAAGAAUUAUUUAGGCAGCAUCCAUUUAUUACGUAACGCUAAAAUUGAAAUUUUUGCGACCCCCCUCCCCCUCCGUAACGCUUUUUUGUAUGAAAAUCCAAAAUUUUUUGUAUGGGCCGUAACGCUUGGUCAUACUCUCGGUCAUACUACCCCCCUCCCCCAAGAGCGUUACGUAAUUUGUGGACUGCGCCUUAUGGAUUUUUUUAUUUAUUAUGGAGCGUUUAAUUGUCUGCCGCACUAUAUACGAGUGCGCAAUUACAAGUUACUACACUAAAACCUUAAUUUAUGCACAUGGCUGGGGGUGCAUAAAUUAAAAAAGGCAUAAAAUGAGGGAAAUUCGUGCAUAAAAAAACUCCUCCAUAACGCUUCCGUAACGCCUCUGAAUCCCGUCGAAAAUGCUCUGAAACUUCCUGAAAUGCCUCGAAAAUCCCCCUAAACCCCUAAACCCCCCUCGGACCCCAUGUAACGCACCUGCGACGCUCCGAAACCGUUGAAAACUCAUUCGUAACGCUUCCGUAACGCUUCUGAAUCUCGCCGAAAAUGCUCUGAAACUUCCUUAAAUGGCUCCAAAAUUCCCCUUAAACCGCCUCGGACCCCAUGUAACGCACCUGCGACGCUCCAAAACCCCCGAAAUCUCCUCCGUAACGCUUCCUUAACGCCUCUGAAUCCCAAACCCCAAAAUUCCUCUUAAUAAGACGCUCCGAAACCCCCGAAAACGAAUCCGUAAGGCAUCUGAAUCCCGCCAAAAAUGCUCUGAAACUUUCUGAAAUGCCUCCAAAAUCCCUCUAAAAUCCCCUCGGACCCAAUGUAACGCAUCUGAACCCCCAAAAACGCCUGCCUAACGCCUCCGAAUCCAUCUAAGACCCACUUGCACCCGUUUAACGCACGUGAGAUCCUCGGAAACCCCUGAAAACGUACCUGUAACGCCUCCAAACCCCGUCGAAAAUCCUCUGAAACUCUCUGCAAUGCUUUCGAAAACCUCCGAAAACCCCCCGGAGAUCUCCUGGUACCUCGCGGAAACCCCUGGGAACCCCCUGAAACUCCCCUGUGACUUCCAUUUGCUCAUCCUUAUAAACACCCUUUAGCCGCCGUUGCAAUAGUUACCGUCAUUAUUAAAUAUUCUUAUGCACAAUAUUGGUUCUGAGUAGCUUUCCCUUAAUUUAUGCAGGUCAUAAAAAAAAGAUGCAUAAAUUAAAAAGUGCAUAAAAAUAACAUGCAUAAAUUGAGGUUUUAGUGUAUUUACAUUCUCAUAUGCAAAGUAUAGUUUGUUAAAAUGUUUCGCUAUAUGAAAUGUAAAAGAGCGAAAUAUUGAAAUCUCAUUUUUAACGCCGCCGCCGCCGACGACCAAAAAAGAUGUUUUAAGGACAAACGUCUUGAAAUCCCGCUUCAGCAGUGCAUUGAAACUCCAGACGCACAAAUCUCAAGAAGCAAGCCUCAAACAACAAUGCAUUUUAUUAUUCCGUUCUUGCUCACUUGUAAUUAGCUUAAAAUAAGAAGCUCAGGUGCGCUGGUUUUGUUUACGAAGAGAUUUGUGCCCUCAAAAUCGUGCCAGACAUCAAGAAACAAGUAGUUAAUUGAAUGAGAUUUGGUCACUACAAAUACGAUGUUUUUUCAAUCAGAAUAUGGUCGUUUCUUGGUUUAACAUCUUGGUAAUCGAACUUCUACGCAAAUCGAUCAAUAAUUUCAUUUUCCAACGCCAUUUCUUUCAAAAUAUUUGGUUUGGUUUUCAUCUAAACAUGCUGCUACCGCUCAAGCUUUACGAACUAUCAUCCAGUUCGGCAGCACUGAUUUGCCAAUCAGCUGUGAAUGUAUGCGAGUGCAAAACGUGGGAAGCGAGCAUCUCGGCGAGCAUAGACGAUUCGUCGCGCCGCACAUUGUUGUGACUUCUCCUUUGCGAGAGAGAAAAACAAUCACAAUGAAACUGUCACCUGCUAGGGAAAGGGAGUGCGUUAGUAGGUGAGUGCAGAAUGCUCUACGAUGAGAAAAUGUGAGAGUGGUUGUGGAUUUGCUGUAAAUACUGUUGAGAUGAAAAAGGGGCCACCCGGUGGACCGCGAUGAGAUGAAAAUUUUACGGUGUGCUGAAGAUAGGUGCGAGUGGCUCGCGAUUUGUGAUCGCAAUUAAAUCAAAUAUUGAAGAUAAAUCCCACUCUAGUGCAUCGUAGGAUCAACAGUGGAAGUGAGCACGUGUGUUAAAGGUUUGUAUCAUUAAGUUUGAAGCGUAUACAUUGCGCUGUGAGUGAUUUUUCAUGUUGCACAUCCUUAAUGAGACUAAGAUAGGCACAAAUACCCAACCUUGUGAGGAUUCUUCCAGGAAUUUCAUCAGAUGAUGUCCAGUGGCUUCUUUGAAUUCCUCUAGUCUUUUUAUAGGAACUUCUCCAAGAAUUCUUUUAUAGGUUUCUUAGGGAUGACUACAUAGGCAUUCGAUGUACAGGGGAUAGUCAAAAUGAUCGGGACAGGCAAAAUUUUCACUUUUGAAAAAAUGUUCAACUAGCUGUAACUAUUCUGAAAGUGCAUCAAAAAUACUCAAAUUUUGACCGUAAUUUGCUAAAGUAAUUGUGUAUCAGUGGUCCAAAUUUGAAAAAGCUAUUCGGGCUAUUCUGCACGAAGUUAUAAAGAUUCUAGAAAAAGGCAUCAAUAUUCGAUGGCCAACUUUGAGCUGUUAUAUCUCCGGAUUCUAGAAACCUAUUGCAAUGAAAUUUUGACCAUUUAUGACUUAUAUAAUGAACUCUGAAAAACAUUUGUCUUAACUUGAAAUUAUCAACAAGAGAAUACAUUAUAGCGAUUUUAUUUUUUUUUUCGCGAUUUUUUAGUAAAUUGGUCUAUUUUUGAUAUGCAUCCCAUUACUUUUUCUAAUUUAUUGGCGGCUAUGUUGUUACUUGCCUCCAAAACACAAUAAUAUAGAAAUCAAUCAUAGGAAAAUUAAAUGAACAAUAGUUUGCAUCUUGAAUUUUGACACGAUGUUGACGUUUUUGAUAAUUUGGUGUUUUAUUAGAAAAAUAUUCUGAUCGUUAUAAUUUUCUUCCGUGUUAAGAAUUUUAAGUUAGGUUGGAAGUUUUUCAAAGCUCAUUAUAUAAGUCAUAAAUAGACAAAAUUUCAUUGCAUUCAGUUCAUUGAAUCCGGAGAUAAAACAGCUCAAAGCUGGCUAUCGGAUAAAUCUACCUUUUUCAAGAAUCUUUAUAACUUCGUGAAGAAUAGAAUAGGUCAACUUACAGUGAACAUUUGAGAAUAUUUGAUGAACUUUUCUAAAAGUUACAGCUAGUUGAACAUUUUUUGAAAAGUGAAAAAUUUGCCUGUUCCGAUCAUUUUGUCUAUCCCCUGUAUUCCUUCUUAGUAUUAACCAUUACCAUAUUCAUGGUGCGUGUACUCAGUACACGACGCGACCGCUCCCGGGUUAAGACUAUUAAUCUGCUGCGUUCAGUUGUCAUAGGAACUUACGUAUUUUCGGCAGUUUUGUUCUCUUCGUCAUGGGUUUUUUAACCUGUUGAUCUCAGAGUUGACCUCAAAUCCUUCCCAACCAAGCUGAGUUGUAUUCCCAAAUUUCAGGCAAUUCGGCUCACAAGAAUCCCCCAUGACGAAGAGAACAAACCUGCCGAUAAUACCCUUCAUCACCCUAUUUUAAAACAGCCAACUGAGAAAUUUGAAGCGAUUUCUCGGUUGUCUUAUAUUCGAUUGAGCUAUUUUUUGUGUAAAGUUGGAGCAUUUAUGUAUGUAGUAAGCUUGGAUGAAACACAACAACAAAAAUUGCGGUGGACAUAAAGUGGGUGGCAUCGUGUAUAAUGAUUUUCGACUGAAUUUUCAGAACGGGACCAAAGGAAAGAUGUUAAAAAUCGAUGUUCGUUAUCAUUUUCAUAUUGUUGUUAAAUAGAAACACACGCGAAUCGUUGCUUUAAAAACACAUGAGUUGCAUAGCGCUCGUACGCCAAGUGAGUUACUGAUUGCCCACUUCUUACUUUUUAAUUUUCAAUGCUUCACCCUCUUUGCCCUUUAUUUAUCAUUCGAGCGGGUUCGAAGCAAAGGGGUGACAAAAUGGUCACUUACACCCUUUUGCAUCUGGGCCCCUCAUUUCUCAUUGCUAACUACUCCUUUCUGCUCACUUCUUACUCCUCACUGAUUCACUUUUUACAGUUAUAUUAUGAAUAUUCACUCUUGCUUACCAGUGAAACUCACACUUUCUUUUUCACUGUUCACUGCUCACUUUUCAUGCCUCUCUUCUCACUCCUUACUUCAUCAUACUUCUCACUCUGGGAUCCAUUCAAAUUUUAAUAUUUUAUGGGCAGUGCCUCUACACUUUUUACUGCUCACUCCUCUCUUCUCUCUUCCCACUCCACGCUUAUCACUAUUUAAUGCUCACUCCUCGCUACUCACGUAUCUCUGCUCUACACUCCUCACUGCUCAUUCUUCACUGCUCAGUCCUCACUGCUCAAUUCUUACUUUUUGCUGUUGGUUUCGCAUUACCCACUUCUGACUCUUCACUGUUUAUAUAACACUUAUAACCUCACUGCCCAGCUAACACAAAGUCUUAUCCCAAGCAACACACAUGUCAUAUAAGAGUUACGGCAGUGCAAGCUUUGGUUAUAUAAAAGAUAGUUCAAUGUUAUUUCAACACAAUGCUAGAAUAACGACCAAUUAACUUCUACACUGAAAGACGGCUUGCGGUUGAAAUUACUAUUCUGCAGGGUAAAUUUAAAUACACAACGCCACUAAAUUUGUGCAGACUGAAUUUCGUUUCAUUUCAACAGAUCAAUGUUUUCAUUUUUACCAUGGACCCGAUUUGCAAUUAAAAAAAGUAUCUGUUGGCAGCCGAAUUCGAAACAAGAACCUUGAGUUCGCCAGGCCCGCACGCUACCACUACGCUAUCGACCUGGUUGGAAUGAAGAAAAACAAAAUGCACACAAGAAGCGUUUGUGAGUCAGUGAUCACGUUUAACCGUGGUAAAUUUGAAAACAUUUUUAUGGUGGUCAUUACCGCAAGCCGUUUUUCAGUGUAUACAACCAAAACUUGCGCUGCCGUAACUCCUAUAUGACAUGUGUUUUACUUGGGAUAUGAUGUUGAAUAGGACGCUAAAGUGGAGGCCGUAUGCGUACAUCCUUCCAUUCACCCGCGUGUAAAGUGUGCGAUCGUGUGUUGACUGGGUGUUCACUGCUCACUCCUCACCGCUUCACAUGUCCCGUUUUUCGUUCCUUGUCGUAACAUCCACACUGGAACAAAGCCUGUUUCUCAGCUUAGUGUUCUAUGAGCACUUCCACAGUUAUUAGCUGAGAGCUUAUUCUGCCAAUGACUAGCUUACAUGUAUGUAUAUGACGAAUUUCGCCCCAAAUCGUAUUCGGAGUUGGCAGCACCCUCUCAGAUUACAAUGAAACUUUCUGGGUAUGUACACCAAGACUAGAUAAGCCACUUUGCAUACUUAGUUUCUUCAAAAUUUAUCUGGACUGACUUUUGAAAAGGGCUAAACUUUUUUUAUGGAUUUUUUAAAAAUGUUUUUAAUCAAAAAAUGACUACUCCUACAAAAAAAUGUUGUAUGGGAGAUUAUCACAAAAUAAGUCAAAUUUUAAGAAAAAAAUACUGAAAAAAAUCCAAAAUGAGCCCUACACUGAAAAAAAUCAUUUCUAAAAAUUCAAAGUUGAUUUAAAAAAAACGCCAUUUUUGAUUUUGAUGAAAUUUUGUCUCAAGACAGGUAAUUAUGUUCCCUACCAACCGUCCAUACAUCACAAGAUAGGCACUUUUAAGGAAACAAAGUUUUUCUAACAAAAACUUUUUCAUGUCCAAAUUAUUAUUUUUGAAACUUAUUGUGUCAUAUGCGACAAUGCAAUGCACCCAUAUUCACGCAGCAGCACUCUAGAAGUACGAAACAAUAUACAAUUAGAACACGCAUUUAAUACGUGCUGCUGUAAUUUCUACCCAAACGUUUCUACCCCAUGUUCUUACCUAAUAUUAGGUAAGGCUAUUUAUUAGAUUCGAACUACCUAAUCGAAAAAAAAAAAUCAAGAGUUGUACCUAAAGCAAAUAUGAACAAAACAAGAAAAUGAAUCGAUAUCAUUCAACGUGUUACUUCUCUUUGGUUAUUAAAGGCAGUUCUGAAAAGUAAUGGAUCAAUCUUAUAAAUCAAAAUUCAACAAAUUCAAGUGCAGUGCAAAAAUAAACAAUCCAAAGUGCAACCGUCAUAAUCUACGGGGCAUGUCAUUAAGAUUGAUAGAUAAGAUUCAUUCCAUGGGAUAUACACAUGAAAUCGACGAAUCGAUGAGUAUUUGUGAGUCAUGUCGUGGAUUGAUAAGUCACAACAGAAGCCCGAAUACGAAAAAACGCCGAUCGGAUGGAAACGACGAAACUAUGCAACCAUCAUUUAGUGGGCAGCAACAUCAUGAUGUUCCAGAACCAGAACCGUCAACGAGUGGUCAACAAAUCGAACAUGAGCUGGAUAUGGUACCAUCUAUUCCAUCAUUGGAGUCAAUUCCGUCAACAGAUCAACUACAGGGUCCCCAUAAUAUUGAGAAGUUUAAUACCAUUGCUGAAACAUUGAGUUUAUCGCCAAUCUCAUCUAGAAACAUGAGAAGUAUGGAAUAUCGCAUAAACAAAUCAUUGCAGAUUACGAAAGCAGUUCGAAAAAAUAUCUUCGGAAUAGAUUCAACGGAUGUUGGCAAAGUGGAGGCGAAUGACGAGAUAAUUAUGCAGUUAAAGGAUAAGUUCAAUCACCCUACAACUGACAGAAGCGAACAGAUUAAAAUACUAUCUGUACUUCCUAAGUCUUGGUCGGUAAAUAAAAUCACAAGAGAGUUUAACGCACCAAUAUAUAUGGCGAGGCAGGUGAAGGAUCUUGUUUAUGAACAGGGUAUUCUUUGUACCACCGAAAAAAGAAGGGGGCAUGGUAUUGAUGACGAUACAAAACAAAUAGUAAGAGAAUUUUUUGAUGAUAAUGAUAUCAGCAGGCCAAUGCCAGGAACAAAUGAUUUUGUUUCUGAGGUUCGAAAUGGAAAAAAACAACAAGUUCAAAAACGACUUUUGAUGAUGCUUAUAUGAUUUUUGUAGAUAUGUACAAAACUGUGAAUAUUGGUUUCACAGUAUUUACACAGUUGCGACCAAAGUAUUGUAUUUUACUUGAUUCUACUGGUAUACAUAAUGUAUGCAUAUGUACUAUUCAUGAAAAUGUAAAUUUAAUGUUCAACAGUAUAAGAAUUGUGUCACAAGAUGAAAUAAUACAAAAAAUGCUUUGCGAUAUUUCCACCAGAACAGAUAAUUGCUUUUUCCGUGCUUGUGAAAAGUGUGCUUGUAAUGAACACAUUGAAGAGGAACUUACAUUGAUAUUAGAAUCAAAAGACAAAGAAGAGAUUAUAUUUCAGCAGUGGUUGAAUACUGAUCGCUGUAAUUUAGAAACGAUUAUUAAACCUGUUGAUGAAUUUGUUCCGUAUCUUGUUGAUAAAAUUGACAAACUUAUAACACACGACUUUAUUCAUAAACAACAAUCAUCAUUUCUCAGAAAUAAAAAAGAUACAUUAAAGGAUGAUGAAAUUCUUGCGAUUUGUGAUUUCUCUGAAAACUAUUCAUUCAUAAUUCAAAACGCUGCUCAAGGAUAUCAUUGGAACAACUCGCAAGCAACAAUACACCCAUUUGAAAUUCACUAUAUGAAAGAUAAUAAACUUGUAAAUGUUAGCUUCAUUAUCAUAUCGGAAGUAAUGGCUCACGAUACAGUUGCGGUCCAGUUGUUCAUCUCAAAAAUGAUAGAUUUUAUGAAACAAUUAACGAACUUUUCUAAAAUUUAUUUUAUGUCUGAUGGGGCAGCAUCACAAUACAAAAAUAAGAAGAACUUUGCUAGUCUAUGUAGAUUCCAGUCAAAGCAUGCAUUAAGAGCAGAAUGGCAUUUUUUUGCAACGUCCCACGGUAAAGGUCCAUGUGAUGCUAUUGGUGGCACUCUCAAGCGAAUGGCAAAGAGAGCAAGUCUUGCUCGAGAUUAUGGAAAUACCAUAACAACUCCACGAGAAUUAUAUAACUGGGCAGUUGUACAGACAGAUAAAAAUAUAACUAAAUUAAAUUUCUGUUACGUAUCCACUGAACAGUACAUUAAAAUGUCAGAAGAUCUCGAAGAAAUAUAUAAUAACGCCAAAACAAUACCAGGCACUCAGAAAUUCCAUAGUUUUUUGCCUAUUCCUGGCGACAAAGUAAAGGCAAACAGGUAUUCUAAUUCAGAAGAUGAACCAAAAAUAUUUAGUAUGAUCGGAAAAAAAUAGAAAAGAACAUGUUUGAAAUUGGCUCUAAGACACAUAUAUAUAUAUUUGAAAAAUUCAUAAUUAUAAAUAAUUGUAUAUUUAAAAGUGCACUUCAAUACAUAUUGCGAUCAAACAUUACAUUUCCUAAGAAAAUACAUUUGUAAUAUUUUCAGUUUUUUAUGUAUAGGAAAACCCUUCCAAAUGAUUGAAUAAAUAACACAAAAUCUCCUAGAAAAUUGAGUUUCAUUGGAUUCUGGGAUUGUUAUGGCCUUCACUGGUUUUAUUGUUGAUAACAAAAUACACUGAAAAAAAAAAUCAUUCGAACAAGAAAAAGUUUUUGUUAGAAAAACUUUUUUUCCUUAAAAGUGCCUAUCUUGUGAUGUAUGGACGGUUGGUAGGGAACAUAAUUACCUGUCUUGAGACAAAAUUUCAUCAAAAUCAAAAAUGGCGUUUUUUUUUAAAUCAACUUUGAAUUUUUAGAAAUGAUUUUUUUCAGUGUAGGGCUCAUUUUGGAUUUUUUUCAGUAUUUUUUUCUUAAAAUUUGACUUAUUUUGUGAUAAUCACCCAUACAACACUUUUUUGUAGGAGUAGUCAUUUUUUGAUUAAAAACAUUUUUAAAAAAUCCAUAAAAAAGUUUAGCCCUUUUCAAAAGUCAGUCGAGAAAAAAAAUUAGAAAAAUGAGUAUGCAAAGUGGCUUAUCUGGGCAAGGUCUACACACCAAGAAAGUUUCAUUGUAAUCUGAGAGGGUGCUGCCAACAUUUGUUCGAGUUGGCGCGAAAUCCGUCAUAUAUCAUAUGGAUUGGACAUACAUCAUCAAGAUACUCAAUACCCAAGGAAGUCAUGGAAAUUUCUUUUACAAAAAGUUCCUGCACCGACCGGGAAUCGAACCCGUUACCCUCAGCAUGGUCAUGCUGAAUACCCACGCCUUUACAGCUGUGGAUAUAGGGACUUUUCUCGUUUUUUUGCCGUUAUUUAUUAUUCCUCACGGUUUACUUCAUACUUCUGGCUUGCUGCACUGAUUCACACUCCUCAAUACUUAUUUUCUACGGUUGAAUGCUCACUUCUCACUCAAUCUUCACGGUGUCUGGCCAUCUGACCGAACGCUGUUUGGCUGAACGUCAUUUGACCGAAUGACAACUAGCCGAAUGGGUCGUUUGGCUGAAUGCCAUUUGGCAGAAAUAUGAUCAAAACAAUUUAAAGGAACCUUUUGACAUUGUAGCUGCUAGUAGGAUCUUCAGGAGCCAUGCACAAAUAACGUCACGCUUUUAGGGGCAAGUGGGAGUUUUGCAUAACGUGACGACCCACACAAA
Molecule: messenger RNA, 11344 nt
Organism: Aedes albopictus (Asian tiger mosquito)
Lineage: Eukaryota; Metazoa; Arthropoda; Insecta; Diptera; Culicidae
Exons: 2
Coding region: 7921-8850 (309 amino acids)
Source: RefSeq, a predicted model, not a curated record